Lepisosteus oculatus (spotted gar) is the source of this 834-nucleotide messenger RNA. The record is from RefSeq and is a predicted model, not a curated record. NCBI's taxonomy places the organism in Eukaryota, Metazoa, Chordata, Actinopteri, Semionotiformes, Lepisosteidae.
CCAGACUGAAGCACAAGAGGCAACAUGGACAUCUCUUCUGCCCAGAUGAACUACAGGACACAGUACCAGUGGAACUGUCCAAGCUCCGAUUCCGAAUUGUACAGUCUCUCCUCUCCAGAGACUGUCUCCCCAGCCUCUUCCAUGGACUUUAGCUUUUCUCCCUCCUUCCAGCCCUGUGGCUCUGCCAGGGGUGCCCACUCUGUGUGCCCGCGUGGACUGCAGGCUUCGAAGUCCCCUCUGUCUGGCGAGGAGAGGCUGUUCUCUGUGCAGCCGCUGAGAAAGACCCAGUCAAAGGACCCCAGCAGGCAGAGGCAGAGCGCCAGCGAGAAAGAGAAACUGAGAAUGAGAGACCUGACCAAGGCCCUUCACAACCUCAGGACCUACCUGCCCCCUUCAGUGGCUCCGGCGGGACAGACCCUGACCAAGAUCGAGACCCUGCGCCUCACCAUCCGCUACAUCUCCCACCUGUCGGCGCAGCUGGGGCUCAGCGAGGAGGCGCUGGCCCAGAGAGGGGAGCUGGACACCCCAGGGUGCCUCACUGCCCCAGCCUUCCACGGGUGCUACCAGUACAGCUCCAUACCGGCACACUGGGCGCCAGAACCCAUGCCAGGACAGUGCCAGUACACCUCCACAGCUGCCCACCCAGUGCAGGAAACAGGCCUGGGGUCCUGUGAGUUCAGCUCCAUGCUGGGCAGCUCUGAUCGAGAAGAGAUGCUGAACUCAAGCACAGACUCUCUGCUGCAGUCAUCACACUUUGGAGACACAACACAGUCAUGUCAGGUGUACAGCGAAGACUUCUGUGGUCAAAUUCUGCCCCAGGAGUUCUGGAUUUAA